Molecule: messenger RNA, 1769 nt
Organism: Podarcis lilfordi (Lilford's wall lizard)
Lineage: Eukaryota; Metazoa; Chordata; Lepidosauria; Squamata; Lacertidae
Source: the annotation of a GenBank genome assembly
GCUGCUGUGGCUGGCUGGCUGCUCAGGCGAACGUCAGCUCAGUCUUCUUGAGGCUCAGGAACACCUAGCAAAUAGCUGCUCUGUUCCUGGCGCGCUAGACUCUAGCUGAGGAAGGCAUUUCACGUAAGUUUAUGGAUUAAACAUUCCUCACUAUGCCAUCAGGUGUGUUUAUGCUCAGGAUAGCUGCAGUAGCAGAUAGCAGAACAGCGAAUCAUGAGCAGCUUCCCAUCCACAACAGGUUGCUGAGGUUCUAGCCAUUUUCACAGGAACAAUGCAAGAGUAUAUUAAAUCAGUAGCAGUGUGCUGGAAGAAAGUAUGAGUGUCAGCUUCUCUGGAACCUAACCAGGGGGUGGGAGAGAGCAGGAACUCUUUCUUUUGCUGCUUCUUUCUGUGCAUGGAAGGAAGAAUGCAGGAGGGAGGGUGUCCUUCAAUGACUAGACAUGCUUGUUAGUCCCUCUCUCACUGCAUGUUGUCUUCUCUUUUGUUUCCAGGAUGUCUGCCAAGGUCUCCCCUGCUCCCCUCCUCUCCAAACCCCCCCUGCGGGUGAAAGAAGGCUCCCUGGUGGUCAAAUGGCUAAGUUUAGUUUCCGGCCUCCAGGUAUCUGUAUUCCUCAUGGAUAUUUUGGCCUGGAUGAUGUGCAUUGCCUCAACAGCCAUUGUCAACUGGCGAGUGUGGCGUGUGGACAACAUCAAGGGGAUUGGCUCUGGAAACAUCUGGAUUGGAAUCUGGCAGGUCUGUUUUUGGAAAGACCCUUCUAACGACGGCAACUCUUUCUGGCAUUGUGAAAAUUUCAAUGAGCAACAUCCAACCCUCCCAAAGGAAAUUUUUAUUGCACAGGAUUUAAUGGCCUUAGCUUCCAUUAUGAAUUCGGCGGCCCUAGGAUUAAUUUCGUUUGCCUUGUACAAUGUGUUCAAGCCCAGAAAACAUAAGGAUUUUGUGUUAACCUUUUUUAGGCUUGCAGCUCUCCUGAACUUAGUUGCAGGGAUACUCGUCCUGAUUUCCGUGAUAUGGAACAUGUCUGCUGUCUUACAAAAUGGGGAAAUUGUCUUCCCAGAAGCUUUUGAAUUGCCUCAAAUUCCCAGCGAGCAGCAUAUUGGACCUUCUAUUUAUCUAGGCUAUAUCGCUGCGGGUUUCCAGCUGCUGAGUGCAGCAUUGGUUGGGAUGGAGAGAUGUUGCAUCAGGACCACCGCAACAGAUACAUCUCAAAUAGUAACUGUAGUAGUGAUUACCCCAGGAAGUGCAGUGAAAAGCGAGAGUCUAACUAUUUGUUCGAAGUGUGGUUCUCUGCUAGACCUGGUAAUUCAAGAGAAAUCCUCCGCAGUGGAGAUGGAGGAAACCCAUGCGGAAGAUCUUGUCAUUCCAGAGGAAUCCUGUGCAGUUGAGAUGGAGGAAAGCUGUGCAAGUGAUCUUGUCAUUCCAGAGGAAUCCUGUGCAGUUGAGAUGGAGGAAAGCUGUGCAAGUGAUCUUGUUAUUCCAGAGGAAUCCUGCGCAGUUGAGAUGGAGGAAAGCUGUGCAAGUGAUCUUGUCAUUCCAGAGGAAUCCUGCGUGGUUGAGAUGGAGGAAAGCCAUACACCCCAAAGCUCACCUGAAGGACAUCAAAGCCCACCUGAUAUCCCCAAACAUACGAUUAUAUAUGUGAUUCCCUACAACAGGGAGUCAUAAACUAUCAGAUUCAGAUCCACGCAGAUGCAUGGAUCUGUGUGGAUCAGGAUCUUAUAGUUUUGUUUUGGGACUUCAGGUGGGCUUUGAUGUCCUCUUUUUUAUGACUA